UUUUUUUGCUUAGCCCACUUUGUCAUUUGGGCCACGCAUUGUUUUCCUCCUCACCCUCUUUCCCUCUCGUCUGUGUUCAGUUUUUAUUUCCUUUUUUCCUCCGGUCUUCACUGCCCUUCCCGCAAAGUCCGGUCUCCUCUAACGCCAUACUUUAUUCGGCUCCCUUCUUUUACGUUUUUCCCUUCUCUCUCCGUCUGCAUCCACCACUUUUCCCCUCGCUCUCUCCCUCCCUCCCUCCCUCCCUCCCUCCCUCUCUCUCUCCCUCUCUUGCUCCAUCUUUCUGUGCUGCAGUAAAAGAGGCGCAGUGUGGGAUCUUGGAGAGAGGGGGAGAGAGACAAUGAAAGCAAGGGAGAAAAAUGAUGGUGGGGAAAUGGAGGGGGGGAUUUUUAUUUUUUUUCCUUCCAUAGCUGAAAGUGUGUCUUUUGAGGGAAAUGCUUGAUUCAUGCCUGUCCCAGGUACCCAGAUGUAAUGCGCGGUGAUGUUGUUAACUAAACAUAUAUGAUUAAAUAACAAAAUAGAAGUUUUCUAUUUUUAAAAAAUCCCAACCCAGUUCAUUAAAAAAAAAAUCCCAACUCAGGACUCACCGAGAAAAGCUGCAAUAUAUUCUAUUUGUUUUUAUUUUGUUGUUAAUGUCUGAAUUUGUCACUAUCGUGCAGCAUAGUGUUGCUUUAAACAAGCUUUGUUUCAAAGGUGCAGCUUCGUAGUCAGCAGGAUUGUAGUGUAGAUGAGGACACUGCAUUACCGGAGCAGACUAACAGACUAAGUUCCAGCCAUCAACUGUAUUAGAACAUGGAAUCUUCUCAGCUAGCUAUGUUAUGAUGUCACAGACAUUCACGUUGCGUGGUCACGCAUUUGACCGAUAAUGUAAAUAUUUUGAAGAAAAACAAACAAGAGCUCUCUCUCCCCUUGCACUGUGCUCAGUUCAAUAUGAUUUGAAUUGAUUUGAUGGGGAAGUUAGCCAUUUGGGCAGUUUUGCUCAGCGUCUGUGUGGCUUGCUCGUCCGGUUGUUUCCAAUGCCUUGUCGAUGUUGAUGACAGCCUUCGCUUGUGUUGGGGGCAUGUUCUCUCCAAAUAUGGUGUACGAAACAUGGACUCUUGUUUCCGAACGAUUGACCGGAUUUUCAACUAUGAACAGAAAGUGAUCCAGGCUGGUAGAGUCGGGGGAGGCUAUGACAGACAGCUCAGGAAUAUCAUGCACGCUGAGAUCAUGCCCCUCGUGGAGGAAUUUGAUGAGAAGUUAAAUGCAGACUCCGUGUACGAGGAGAGGCUACAGGCGGCAGCGCAGCGCUUCAUCUCUGAGGCCUCCAAACUGCCCAGAGCUACCGGAUGCGUCCCACCUUGCGGUUUCCAGGUUUCAGGAGCUGUUUACGACUGUGUCACCUGCCUGUAUGACAGCUGUGAAUACCCUCUCGACUGUCCCAUGGUGGACCUCACGGUCGGGGAGAGCAACGGCACCGAGAUGCGAUGUGACGUCCGCUUUCCCUUGCCGACCGACAUGGAGGUCGUCUGGAGGUUCGCCCCUGAGGCCAGGACUCAGCAGGUGGAGCAGUUCGGGGUCGUGACGGUGGGGGAGGACCGCCUGUACUCCAUCCCCUCCGCCCGCGCCCACCACCAGGGCACGUACCAGUGCGAGAUCUUCUCCCAGCAGCGCUCCAUCGUCAGAACCUACCACCACCUCAAAGUGAUCCCCCAGGUCCUGGUCGCCCAGGCCGAGCUGCAGGGGGUAUUUGACACGGCUCUCCUUCCGGGGGGGCAGAUUCCGCCCCCGCCUGCCGGGCCGCCCUGUGACCUCGCCCCGACCCCGCCGUCUCCCAACCUGCCGCUCCUCCCGUCCCCUGCUCUCGUGGCUGCCUGUCUGACGGCUCUCCUGCUGCUGCUCUUCUUGUCCCUGGGGUUUAUGGUCUGGUGGAUGACAAUGACCAGAGAUGAAGCACCAAGAAUAGUACAAUUAUUCAUUUAAGACAUGAGUUGUUCAUAUCGCCGAUGACCGUGAUUACUUUUAAACAAUGUUUCCGCAUAUCGUCUGGUUUGUCUGGAGUGUUUGUGUUUCACCACUAGAGGGCGCCAAUGUGAAGGACAAGUCCGUGCAAAGUGAAAACCGUAUCUAUGAAUUUUAGAGUUACUCCCGCUACCUUUGCACCUUAACUGGCUAUCCUUCCCUGAGCAAUGUGAUGGCCAGUCACGUAUGCAGUGCCCCCAUAUUAGCACAGUCAAGACUGGCACAGUCAGGAUUCAAUAACAGGUUGUGAGCUGUAUCACAACACUUGAUGCCAGUGCUUUUAGUUGAAUGGUCUGCCUGUGAGGAUACUCCAUAGAACGAUUUCACUGUCAUAAAAGAAUAAAAAUAUCACAUUACUUUGCAUUACAUUUAUUUUGCAGACGCUUUUAUCCAGAGCGACGUACAAUAAGUGCAUACCGAAGGUCAUUGGAACAACUACAAACAGAUCCGAUGAGGUACAAUGCUCAUUUUCUAGUUAUUCAUAGCCAUGAACACAUUAAGUCCAGUUCACACAGUACACAUUACUCUGACCAAACCUACAAUGAGUCAAACUAGGAGGCAUGACAAGCCAAAGUUCUUGGUUACGUGAGAGCAAGUCAUGCCAAGUGAAAACAUAUUUUAGUUGAUGAUUGAAAUUGGCAUAUUGUCAUGUAAUUGCAUUUUUGGAGGACAUGUCCAGGCAAUUGAGAGGGUGUGCUCCACAUCAACAUGCACGGCAUUGAUUGCCUCAUGCUUUGUUUCACAAGUUUAAAACAGAAAUUUCACACCCUGAAACUGGCCAUUCAACCACUUUGUCCUUAACAACAAUGAGUAGCAUAUUAGAGCAGAGGUGGUCAGGAGGGCUGUAUCUUAAUUAAUUUAUUUAUUUAUUUAUUUUCAUGCAAACUUAUGGCCUUAAUUACAGAAUGAGUCCUAAAAUUCACACCAUCUCACAUUUUGGCUACAUUUCCUGAUAAGUACAUGAAUGACAGCCAAAGACUGUUCUUGUGUCCCUAUGUGAAACUCUUUACUGUGACCUAGGAGGU
Molecule: messenger RNA, 3023 nt
Organism: Anguilla anguilla (European eel)
Lineage: Eukaryota; Metazoa; Chordata; Actinopteri; Anguilliformes; Anguillidae
Gene: spaca6
Product: sperm acrosome membrane-associated protein 6
Exons: 9
Coding region: 946-1959 (337 amino acids)
Biological process (GO): fusion of sperm to egg plasma membrane involved in single fertilization
Source: RefSeq, a predicted model, not a curated record